GGCUAAAAAGGAGGGGCUGAAAAUGUUGAGCCAACUGAGAGCCAAUGCUGAGACAGAAGCUUUAGUUUUCAUCAAAGACACUUUUCUAGCAUCGUCUGAAAUGAUUGCAGUAGGUGAGAAACUUCCAAUUCAGCUGCCUUUUCUCAAGCAAAGGCGACAACACUUCCAGGAAAGUUUGCGAACUCUGAACAUGAAUACCAAAACUUCAAUCACAAGCCCUAGCUCAACCUUGAAUUCACAGUUGUAUGAAGGUCAUCAGUGCAAGCAUUUUAAACCUAUAUUUGCUAACCUAGCCACUCAUAAGUAG
Molecule: messenger RNA, 307 nt
Organism: Dovyalis caffra
Lineage: Eukaryota; Viridiplantae; Streptophyta; Magnoliopsida; Malpighiales; Salicaceae
Source: the annotation of a GenBank genome assembly